UGAGACUAGUAACCAACUUUUAAACAAAAAGGGGUUGUACGUUUCUUCUCCAUUAUAAGUCAUCCCUCGAAAGAAUUCCCAAGAACUACACUCCGGAGUGGGCUUGGGAAGGCCACCAGCUAGCUUUGCAUGAGAUCCUUCCCUUGAGGCAUUUUGAGCAGCUCUUCAAUAUUGAAUUGAACUUUGCAACAAAUUACAGAAAGUUUAAAAAAACUAAGUCUUUAAUUUGUUUAUUUGUUCUAGUUUUUUCCACUUCUUUUUGUUUAUUUCUAAAGAGCUGCAAUAUUCAAAAUGCCAAAAGAGGAUGAUGAUGGAAGGAGCAAGAGAAUUGCCAUUAUCAGUUUGUGUUCCAUACUGCUGGUGUCCAUGGUUGUCGCCGUGACUGUUGGUGUUAACCUAAAUCGUCUCGAUUCCAGCGAUCCUAAAAAUGGCAACAAGUUUCAUGAAGUAUCCGACACAAUGAAAGCUAUCGAAUCCAUUUGCCAACCCACUGAUUACAAACAAGAUUGCAUCAAGACCCUUAACACUGAGGCAGGACAAACCACAGAUCCUAAAGAACUCAUUCAGGCUGCAUUUAAGGUGGCAAUGAAACAUAUCAGCGAGGGUGCCAAGAAAUCCAUUGUCUUGCAUGAGCUAGAGAAGGACCCUAGAGCCAAGCAAGCCCUUAAUAAUUGCAAAGAGCUCUUGGACUCCGCCAUUGCUGAGCUUAAGCACGCUUUUGCAGAAGUGGGAGAGUUUGAUCUCUCCAAAGUAGAAAAGGUGCUUAUUGAUUUGAAGAUUUGGCUCAGCGCUGUCAUUACAUACCAAGAAACUUGCUUGGAUGGCUUUCAGAACACGACCAGCCACGCUGGGCAGAAAAUGAAGGAGGCUUUGAAGAGUGCCAUGAGGCUGAGCAGUAAUGGCCUUGCCAUUAUCUCUGAUAUAUCUAGUGUGCUCACAGGGUUAGAGAUACCAGGCCUGUCCGGACACCGCCGUCUUCUUCAAGACCUCCCUAACGUUCUUGGUCAUGGCGAUUCCGUCCCCCAGGAGUGGAUCAACAAUCUCGGAGUUCGGAGACUUCUCGAGGCACAUCCAGCCAACAACAUUAGGCACGACCUUGUUGUGGCUAAGGAUGGAAGUGGAGAUUUCAAGACCAUCAAUGAGGCAUUGUUUCACAUCCCCAAGAAUGGAAACAAGACCUUCGUUCUCUACAUCAAGGAAGGAGUUUAUCACGAGUACGUCCAGAUCAACAAGUCUAUGACCCAUUUGAUGAUGCUUGGUGAUGGAGCUCAAAAGACAAGGAUUACAGGAAACAAGAACUUCAUCGAUGGCACGCCCACCUUUAAAACCUCAACAGUUUCUGUUUCCGGGGAUAAUUUCAUUGCCAUGAAUAUUGGGUUCGAGAACACUGCCGGCCCUGAGAAACAUCAGGCUGUGGCAUUAAGAGUCCAAGCCGAUAUGUCCAUCUUCUACAACUGCUCCAUGGAUGGAUACCAAGACACGCUUUACGCACACACCAAGCGCCAAUUCUACCGUGACUGCACCGUCUCUGGCACAAUUGACUUCGUCUUCGGCGAUGCUGCUGCAGUCCUCCAAAAUUGUACCUUUGUUGUCCGCAAGCCAUUGGAAAACCAGCAAUGCAUUGUGACAGCACAAGGAAGGAAAGAGAGGCGCCAGCCAACAGCACUGAUCCUCCAAGACUGCACCUUCGUCGCAGAUCCCGCAUUCUACCCUGUGAGAUUCGAUCGCGGGGCAUAUCUCGGGCGGCCAUGGAAGGAAUACUCGAGGACCAUUAUCAUGGAAUCCUACAUUGACGACUUGAUCCAACCUCAAGGUUGGCUGCCUUGGAUGGGUGAUUUCGCCCUCAGGACAUGCUUCUAUGCUGAAUUCAACAACCGAGGCCCCGGUUCAAAAUUGAAAGAUCGUGUAAAAUGGCGAGGAAUCAAGAACAUCACGCGCGCGCAUGCACUGGACUUUUCCCCGGGAAGGUUUGUCUGGGGCGAUAUGUGGAUUAAGCCCAUCGGAUUGCCUUACACCUCUGGCUUCACCACCACAGAGACACAAAUCAUAGGAAAACCUUGAAAUAUUUGUUCUGAUUUCUAGAUUGCUUUUUCUACUUCUUCUUUUUUGAUCCCCUUCUGCAUGCAUGUCCAGUUUCAAAGCCGUCCCACAUUGGAUUGUGACUA
Molecule: messenger RNA, 2165 nt
Organism: Carya illinoinensis
Lineage: Eukaryota; Viridiplantae; Streptophyta; Magnoliopsida; Fagales; Juglandaceae
Product: probable pectinesterase/pectinesterase inhibitor 21
Exons: 2
Coding region: 292-2061 (589 amino acids)
Biological process (GO): cell wall modification
Molecular function (GO): pectinesterase activity; pectinesterase inhibitor activity
Source: RefSeq, a predicted model, not a curated record